Helianthus annuus (common sunflower) is the source of this 2794-nucleotide messenger RNA. Its product is annotated as sedoheptulose-1,7-bisphosphatase, chloroplastic. The transcript has 8 exons. Bases 1550 to 2728 code for a protein of 392 amino acids. The record is from RefSeq and is a predicted model, not a curated record. Gene Ontology annotation, molecular function: fructose 1,6-bisphosphate 1-phosphatase activity. Gene Ontology annotation, biological process: fructose metabolic process; gluconeogenesis; fructose 1,6-bisphosphate metabolic process. Gene Ontology annotation, cellular component: cytoplasm. NCBI's taxonomy places the organism in Eukaryota, Viridiplantae, Streptophyta, Magnoliopsida, Asterales, Asteraceae.
CUGGAGGUUUUUUGAUCGGAGGUUAGUGACGGCUUCUAAUGAUGCCGGGAGGUUUUUUGAUCGGAGGUUAGUGGCGGCCUCUGUUUUUCUCCCUGUAUUUUGGGGUUUUACUUAAGGCUGUGAUCUUCUUGUGAGCCUACUGAUUCUAUGGUUUUUUACAUUAUUGGGUUUAAAGGGCAAAAUAAGAAGGGUAAUCAUUCGCAGAUCAUGGUUGCUUGUGAAUAUGGUUGAUUUUCAAAGGGAUAUAAAUCUUUUUCAUCACCUGUGAAAUGCAAAACUUUGCUGAUGUGAAAGGGUAUAUAUAUAUAUAUAUAUAUAUAUAUAUAUAUAUAUGUUUGCUAAAGAGCAAAACGGGUGUCGUUUCAUACAAUCGGUUUUCGAUGAGGAGAAUCCAAAACGGUUAGGGGCGGUGGGUGUGGCGGGAGUGGUGGCGGCAGGAUGUGGUGGUGGUGGUGGCAAAGAUGUGGUGGUUAGGGUUUUAGGGUUAGGAAUAUGAGGAAGAUAAACUGUAUAUGCAAUUUUUGGGUUUUAUUUAAUAAAUAUUUAAAUAAAAACAUGAAUUGACUAAAAUACCCUUUAAUGAAUAAACUUAACUAAAUUUUUUAACAUGGUUAGUACUAAAGGACGUAUAGUGUAACAUGUUUUGCAAAUAAAGGACUAUGACUGUAAUUAUUAAAGUGAAAGGCUAUUAGUUGUAAUCUGGUAAAAAACAUAAAGGACGAAAAAUGUAAUUUACCCAACUAUAAAUUUGAACAAACAACUCAUAACAAAACAUGAAUAUAAUUAAAGGCUUAAUAUAACCAACUAAAAGUCCAAAACAAAUAAAAUCACAAAUAUUAACUAACACUAAAGCCUAUCAAAAUCUUUGGCUUUUCACUUUUGUAAUAAAACUUUGGAUUUUUAUAUUUUGUAACAAAAAUCAAAUGAGUUUAGUUUAUUUAUUACUUUAUUUUUUCCCGGAUUUUGUCGUCUUUUGGUUGUUAUUUAGUACGGUCUUUGGUAGUCACAUUUAGUCCCUCAAGUUUUUUUUACCCACUCGAUUUUCUGAUACGUGUCAGUAUAAAUUCGACUUUGUAUACGUUUUACCUCACGUGAGUCACUUAGUGUUAGAAAUUCACGUUUUUAUUUCAAGUUUUUUUUUUCCGAUUUUGAUCGUCGUUCGGUUACCACUUAACAUAGCUUUACGCCUCGCCCCGCAAUGUUGGUAGCACGAUUUUAUGCCCCAAACCGUAACGCAGGGGGAGGGGGGGGGGUAAGAGUUAAGACUAGUUUUCAUAAAUUUCUCUUGAAAAAAAAAACCUGAAACAUAAUCACCCGUAUAACACCACAACCACAUAGAGAUGAGAGCCACAUAAUCCUCAAAAAGAUGAACAAUAAACCUCACCCCAUACUUGUCAAUCACACCAUAUCUAUCCACUCCCUCACCGCCACGUGUCAUUCCAUCGUUUCUUGCUUAUCUGAUAAAGAAACCACUCUUCCAAACAAAACACCCAAAAACCUGCAACUUAACAACCUCUUGCUGCUCCUUUGAAGCUCAAAAAACAUAAAAAUGGAGACUGGAGUAGCGUGCUUCGCACGUGGCACAAUCUCGCCAACCGUUGCUUCUCAACAUACAACCUCAUUUGCUUCUCCUCGGUCCAUUUCUCCAUCAUUUGCCACAAGGAGUUUGAAGUCAAGCUCGUUUAUGGGAGAGUCAUUGAGGGUGAUGCCAAGAUCAUCCAUUAAGGUUUCAAAGACACAAAACUCUUCACCCGUAACCAAAUGCGAAAUCGGUGAAAGUCUGGAAGACUUUCUAUCAAAGGCAACCCCGGACAAGGGUCUGAUUAGAUUGUUGAUAAGCAUGAGUGAAGCGAUUAGGACCAUCGCGUUUAAAGUCAGAACCGCGUCUUGUGGUGGCACCGCGUGUGUUAAUUCGUUUGGUGAUGAACAGCUUGCAGUCGAUAUGCUCGCUGACAAGCUUUUGUUUGAUGCAUUGAGUCACUCGCAUUUCUGCAAAUAUGCUUGCUCUGAAGAAGUUCCUGAGCUUCAAGACAUGGGCGGUCCAGUCGAAGGUGGAUUUAGUGUUGCUUUUGAUCCUCUUGACGGGUCUAGCAUUGUUGACACCAACUUCACCGUUGGUACCAUCUUUGGUGUGUGGCCGGGAGAUAAGCUAACUGGGGUGACCGGAAGGGACCAAGUGGCUGCAGCCAUGGGAAUUUAUGGACCUCGAACCACUUACGUUAUUGCCAUCAAGGGUGUCCCUGGAACCCAUGAAUUUCUUCUUCUUGACGAAGGGAAAUGGCAGCAUGUGAAAGAAACAACAGAAAUUGGUGAAGGGAAAAUGUUUUCCCCUGGAAAUUUGAGAGCCACUUUUGACAACCCAGAUUAUGACAAGCUGAUCAAUUACUACGUAAAAGAGAAGUAUACUUUGCGAUACACCGGUGGAAUGGUGCCCGAUGUAAACCAGAUAAUUGUGAAAGAAAAGGGGGUUUUCACAAAUGUGAUAUCACCAACAACAAAAGCUAAGCUAAGGCUGCUUUUUGAGGUGGCUCCAUUGGGACUGUUGAUCGAGAAUGCUGGCGGUUACAGCAGUGACGGGACACAGUCCGUGUUAGAUAAGGUUAUUGUGAACCUUGAUGAUCGGACCCAAGUAGCUUACGGGUCCAAAAAUGAGAUCAUUCGGUUUGAAGAGACGCUAUACGGAUCAUCUAGGCUCGCAUCUGGUGUCCCUGUUGGAGCUUCCGCUUAAAACCCGACCCUUUGUUUUGUAAACAUGUAUUAUUAAGCAUUUAAUAAAAUUUUCAUCUUAUUCAAA